UUUGGUUUUAUGUGCAGAAUAUUUCCCUCAUCUGUGAUCAGUCCUCAGCAACACCUCAACUAAAAUAUCCUGCCUCUCAAUGUUAUGGCUUUGGGGUUUGUGCUUCUCUUGUCCCUCCUGCUCCUGUCCCCACACCCGUCUCUGGGUGUGUCUUCUCCCUGUCCUGCUGGCUGCCGCUGCUACAGCCUCACAGUGGAGUGUGGCUCCACCGACCUGAGGGAUAUCCCCAGACUCAUUCCUCCUUCCACUCAGACCAUCUUCCUCCAGGACAAUGUGAUCAGUCAGAUUCGCCGAGUGGACCUCACACUGCUGAAGCACCUUCAUUAUCUGUAUCUGCAGAACAACACCAUUUCAGGUGUGGAGCCUGGCUCUUUUCGGGACCAGAGUCAGCUGUUGGAGCUCGCCCUGAAUGGAAACCGGAUCCACUUGCUCACACCGAACAUGCUUCAGGGGCUUGAACAGCUCCGCAUACUGUACCUGUCAGGAAAUGAUAUCACACGCCUGCUGGACUACACCUUCCAGGAUUUACAGGUAAAACAUAUCAGAACACACUGAAGCUUUCAUGAAGCUACAAUUAAAUGAAUAAAUUUGCACAUCCUGUAUUUCUCAGACGGUGAACAAAGAUAUGAAACCAAAGAGAUUAGAUUUGAGAAGUUGUAUGUAUGCACUCUAUUAAGACAGUCAGUGAGAAAC
Molecule: messenger RNA, 693 nt
Organism: Poecilia latipinna (sailfin molly)
Lineage: Eukaryota; Metazoa; Chordata; Actinopteri; Cyprinodontiformes; Poeciliidae
Product: leucine-rich repeat-containing protein 24-like
Exons: 4
Coding region: 85-555 (156 amino acids)
Molecular function (GO): protein binding
Source: RefSeq, a predicted model, not a curated record